Messenger RNA from Anisakis simplex (herring worm), 195 nucleotides. The record is from the annotation of a GenBank genome assembly. NCBI's taxonomy places the organism in Eukaryota, Metazoa, Nematoda, Chromadorea, Rhabditida, Anisakidae.
AAUCGCCGACGUGAGUCACGUUUGAAACGAUACGCUGGCUGGGAACAUCUUAAUGAACCACCGCAUGUUUUUGUCAUAGCCUUUGAUAAAGAUCUGAAAAGUUGUGAACUAAAAUUGAACGCAGGCGUUCAAGCAAUAACAGCAAUCAUCAAUAAAGCAUCCACAGAUUUCAAAGACUCAAAAGAGAAUCCUUGA